AUGGAGACCACCCAAAUGUCAAGUGGGACCCCUGCGCCAUAUGGUCGCGCAUGUAUGAACUGUUCCCGUGCCAAGUGUAGAUGUGUUCUGUCUGUAACUGGGGCUGGUUGCGAGAGAUGCCAACGGCUGAGCAAGGAAUGCCGGGCUGCGCCCACAGUUCGCAAGCGCAGUAAACGGCCGUCAGGCCGUAGUACCAAUCAUCGCGAGGCGAAACUCGAUUGGGUAAUGUCUGCAUUUCAAAAUAGUGGUGUGAGCCCUGGUCUCCCUCCGGAAUGGGACUUCAUAAAUCCAGGACCGAGUCAACGAGAUGCGCCAAGUCAACCUGCACCAGCGAGCAGUCAUAGUUCAACCAGUGUUUCCCUCCCGCCAAUGUCGAAAGCACUAUAUUCCCCUCAACAUCGUUCUUUAGAUGGCCGUGAGGUCUCGUCCCUGAUCUACGUGCCACCCGCUAUGGGUCAACAAUACCUCGACCAGUUCCGCACUCGGAACUUGACAUAUCUUCCCUUUGUCUAUAUCCCUGCUAAUAUGACAUCUGAUCAACUACGACAUAAAUAUCCAUUCUUCUGGGCAUGCAUUAUGGAAGUGGUCACUUUUAGAGACCAAAACAAAGGAGACUCUUUCGGAAGAAUUACCAACCAUAUUCACCAAAGGGUCAUGGUCGACAUUGCGCCAAGCAUGGAUCUUCUCCUCGGAGUAAUGACUUUUGUAUCAUGGGUCUCACAAGCGAACAAGCGAUUCAUCAACAUCUACGCACAUGUAUUAAUGGCAGUUGUCGCUGAGCUUGGAAUUAAUCAAAGUGCCCCAGAUGGGAACUCGGCUUUGCAUUCAUUCAGAAUUGCCACUGGACUAAAACAAAGUCUGCCUACACCCAGAACACUGGAGGAAAUAAGGGCUGUGUUGGGGUGCUUUUUGAUCUCAUCAAGGUACUUUCCCAGAUAA
This is a messenger RNA of Penicillium paradoxum, 939 nucleotides long. RefSeq lists its product as uncharacterized. Gene Ontology annotation, molecular function: transcription cis-regulatory region binding; zinc ion binding; DNA-binding transcription factor activity, RNA polymerase II-specific. The transcript has 3 exons. The record is from RefSeq and is a predicted model, not a curated record. Lineage: Eukaryota; Fungi; Ascomycota; Eurotiomycetes; Eurotiales; Aspergillaceae. Gene Ontology annotation, biological process: regulation of DNA-templated transcription. Gene Ontology annotation, cellular component: nucleus. The coding region runs from base 1 to 939 and encodes 312 amino acids.